GAGGACAGGGGAGAUUAAAGGCUCCUGGCGAGGUCCUGCCGCCACUGGCCUUCGGAGCUCCACCUCCCCUGCGCACUGGAUCCUGCUGCGUGCGACCUCCAGGCCAUGAGCUUCCCCGCGGGCGCAGGCGUCGCCCCCCGGGCCGGCCCCGGGCCGCUGCUCCUGGGGCUGCUGCUCCUGACAGCUGCCGUGGCCACCAGCACGGGCGCCAGCGCCGACCCUGCAGAAGGAGCUGGAGACCUGCAGUGCCUGUGUGUGAAGACCGUCUCCGGGAUCCCUCCCAGGCUCGUCACCAGCCUGGAGGUGAUCAAGGCGGGACCCCACUGCCCCACUGCGCAACUGAUAGCCACGCUGAAGCAUGGACAGAAAAUUUGCCUGGACCAGCAGGCCUCCCGGUAUAAGAAAAUAAUUAAGAAACUUUUGGAGAUUUAGCUAUUAGCUACCUAAAUCUGUACCUUUGCUAUAUAAUGCGUUCCAGUUCCUUUUUACUUUCUAUCGAACUGAAAGAGUUUUCUGCUGUUCGCUGUAUUCUCCUAAUCUUGAAUAAACAAAAUAAAU
Microcebus murinus (gray mouse lemur) is the source of this 558-nucleotide messenger RNA. RefSeq names its product platelet factor 4. Gene Ontology annotation, molecular function: chemokine activity. Gene Ontology annotation, cellular component: extracellular region. Lineage: Eukaryota; Metazoa; Chordata; Mammalia; Primates; Cheirogaleidae. The record is from RefSeq and is a predicted model, not a curated record. Gene Ontology annotation, biological process: defense response; chemotaxis; immune response.